AUGUCUACACUUGGGGUUGAAGAUCUUGCAGAGAUUAUCUCAAACGCCAACAUCCAUAACCGGAAGGCAGGGAAUUACAACGCUAGGAUGAGGGAAGUCGAAGGUCAGCUUCAGGCUGCGGUCGACAAGCUUGUCAAGCCGCAGGCCGAGCAUGGGAGUCAGAUUGCGGUUCUGCACUUAGAUAACAUCAAGGCUAAGCUCUGA
Coniosporium apollinis CBS 100218 is the source of this 204-nucleotide messenger RNA. RefSeq lists its product as uncharacterized. NCBI's taxonomy places the organism in Eukaryota, Fungi, Ascomycota, Dothideomycetes. Bases 1 to 204 code for a protein of 67 amino acids. The record is from RefSeq and is a predicted model, not a curated record. The transcript is spliced from 2 exons.